UGAAAUCUUCUAAGAAUGCAUCUGAUUCCUCAUCCCAUCAUACCUUACUUGCCGUUAAAUCUACUGGUACUGGUUCACCUUCCUCCUCCCAGAAUAAUUCUGGAGGGAGAAAUCGGGGAAGGAAUAACAGAAACAGAGGUGGUAAUAAUAAUCGUGGGGGCAACAAUGCUCGGAAUAAUAAUGGUUGGAAUGGUGGCAACAAUAAUAAUCGUGGCUCUGGAGGAAACAACAACAACAAUGGUAAUCGGGGACGCUCAAAUGGUAUAAGUAAAUUUCUAACUUGUCAUCCUAUAGUAUGCCUUGCCUAGAUUAUAUUACUAAUAAUUUGUCGUCUGCAGGGAGUAAUUCAUCGAAUAGUAACAAUGUUACCUCUACCCCUACUUUCCGAUACAUGUGGUUUGUGUUGGUUUCCAGGUCACCAAGCUGCCUACUGUCCCCACGUUUCAAUCAUAACUUUGUUCCCUCCUCCUCAGAAAGUGUCACUGGAGCCUUAGCUGCACUGUCUGUUGGUGGUGAAAUCAAUGACUCAGUCUGGUACCCGGAUUCGGGAGCUGCAUCCCACAUGACUCCUCAGGAUGGACCAGAUAACGGGGGAAGUUCUGCUUCAGGGAACCAGUAAGCAAGGUGUCUACCCUCUACAGCCCAGCAUUGUCCCUCCUGAGCCUUCUGUUCCUGCUUUCCUAGCCACUAAGGAGUCGGGUGACGUGUGGCAUGCUCUCUGGGUCAUACAUCUUCUAGCAUUAUAGGAAAAUUAUGUUCAAAUAAAUACAUCACAUGUACCUCUAAGUUUCAUGAUGAUUGUGUAGGAUGUAA
Molecule: messenger RNA, 813 nt
Organism: Beta vulgaris subsp. vulgaris (sugar beet)
Lineage: Eukaryota; Viridiplantae; Streptophyta; Magnoliopsida; Caryophyllales; Amaranthaceae
Exons: 2
Coding region: 296-619 (107 amino acids)
Source: RefSeq, a predicted model, not a curated record